UGCUGCAGUAGCGACACGUCGGUCCCGAUCGCAAGCCACUCAUUCGCUUCUCUCUCGCUCUCUCUCUCUCUGUGCAGCUCGGUCGGUUGCGUUACCCGAAGCUUUGGGCCUGUCGGCGAGAUCAGCGUGCAAACUUGGCGAUCUCUUCCCUCUCGUCUCCAGGUGGACGCGCCACCAUGAGUAGCGGAAGCCUCUCCAAGGUUGCCGUCAUCGGCAGCGGAAUCUCCGGAGCGGUCUGCGCGUCCAUCCUGGCCGCCGGAGGCGUUUCGGUCACCGUGUUCGAGACCGGCCGGGGUGCCGGCGGGAGGAUGUCUCAGAGGAGAGAGACCACGGAGGAUGGGAGGGUGCUCUUCUUCGACCAUGGGGCGCCGUACUUCUCGGUCAGUGACAUGGAGGUGAUGGGCGUCGUGAGAUCCUGGGAAGCGCGUGGCCUCGUCUCUGAGUGGCAGGUGCCGUUCGGGUCUUUUGAUCAGAGCACCGGCAAGUUCGUCGAUUUCGAGAAGGAAGGAACAACUAAGAAGUAUGUUGGAGUUCCAGGCAUGAAUUCAAUGUGUAAAGCACUUUGCUCAGACCCUGGAGUCGAAGCCAAAUAUGGGAUCACUGUUGGAAAAGUGGAUUGGCUUUGUGAUAGAAAUUCGUGGUCACUGAUUAGCGUGGAUGGGCAAGAUUUAGGUCAGUUUGAUGGUGUGGUGGCAUCAGACAAAAAUGUAGUAUCAGCAAGAUUUACAGGAGUCACUGGAAGGCCACCACCUCUUGAUAUAACAUCAUCUCCAGAUUUGGCAAUCCUUUCACAAGAUAUUCCUAUUCGUGCAUGUUUUGCUCUUAUGUUGGCAUUUUCUGAACCUUUAUCUUGGAUUCCUUUAAAAGGUGUUUCAUUCAAGAACUCCCAGGUUUUAAGCUGGGCUUAUUGUGAUAGUAGUAAGCCAGGCCGUUCUCAUGCAUCAUCCAAUUGUGAGUGUUGGGUAUUGCAUUCAACAGCAGAGUAUGCGCAGGCUGUAAUAGCAAGAACUGGUCUCAAGAAACUUUCCAGUGAUGCCUUGUCUAAGGUGGCAGAAGAAUUAUUGUGUGAAUUUCAGGCUACGGGAAUCAAUAUUCCUCGUCCAUUUUUCAUGAAAGCUCAUAGAUGGUUAGUACAAAUGUUCAGGGGCAGCGCCUUUCCAGCUAUUGCUAUUGGUGGGGACGAGAAAUGUUUGUGGGACAAGAAUAAGAGGUUGGCCAUAUGUGGAGAUUUUUGUGCGAGCCCUAACGUCGAAGGUGCAGUGCUCAGUGGAAUACGAGCAGCUUCUAAGAUUCUGGAGAAAUCGAGCAACUUGUGAUGAGUGUGCUCGUGCUUGCCGAUCCUUGGCCGAAAAUUCAAGUUACAUUCUAGCAUUCUAAUGUUCCUCGAUGAACAUCAGUUUUUCUUGGCUGAUUUUUUAUGGUAAAUAAGUGAUUCUUAUGAUAUAUACAGUCUUUGUUGCAACAAAAUGUAGGGGUUUGUUUCAAGCUA
This is a messenger RNA of Musa acuminata subsp. malaccensis (wild Malaysian banana), 1489 nucleotides long. RefSeq lists its product as uncharacterized. Lineage: Eukaryota; Viridiplantae; Streptophyta; Magnoliopsida; Zingiberales; Musaceae. Gene Ontology annotation, molecular function: oxidoreductase activity. The record is from RefSeq and is a predicted model, not a curated record.